This is a messenger RNA of Pediculus humanus corporis (human body louse), 1488 nucleotides long. RefSeq lists its product as uncharacterized. Lineage: Eukaryota; Metazoa; Arthropoda; Insecta; Psocodea; Pediculidae. Gene Ontology annotation, biological process: mRNA splicing, via spliceosome. The transcript has 9 exons. Gene Ontology annotation, cellular component: U4/U6 x U5 tri-snRNP complex. Bases 1 to 1488 code for a protein of 495 amino acids. The record is from RefSeq and is a predicted model, not a curated record.
AUGAAAACGAUGAAUGCUCCUCCAACUCCUGGAGUUGGGGCUAACAUAAUGAAAAUGUUAGGAACUCCACAGAUAAGGCCCCCCGCGAUGGGUUUAAUACCCCAAGAUACGGCUAGUCGUAUAGCACAACUCCAGGCAAACAUUAAAUCAAAAUUUGCUUCGAGUGUGUUAUCGGGGGUUUUAGCAAGUGCAAAUGCUUCCAUUGUAGAUAAGCCAACGCCGUUGAUUUUAGAUAGUCAAGGAAGAACAGUAGAUAUAACUGGAAAAGAAGUUCAACUGACACAAUUCACACCAACACUGAAGGCAAACAUCAGAGCGAAAAAAAGAGAAGAAUUUAAAGCUCAAUUAAAUCAACAAUCUGUCGAUGCAUUAGCAGAAGCUCAAUAUUUUGAUCCUAGAAUAACGGCAAAACCUACGAUAAGAAAUAAAAGAUCACUAAGGUUUCACGAACCUGGAAAAUUUCAGCAAAUGGCAGAAAGAAUGAGAAUGAAGGCUCAAUUAGAAAAAUUACAAGAUGAAAUAUUUCAAAUAGCUAAAAAAACAGGGAUCAGUUCUGCUGCUAAAUUAGCAUUGAUAGCACCUAAAACACCUGCAACGGAAGAUCAUGUACCUGAUGUCGAAUGGUGGGACAUGGUCGUCAUGAACGGUGACAAAUAUUCAGUCGAUGGAAAAUUAUCAAUAAGGGAAGAUGCCAUAUCGAAUUUGGUUGAACAUCCGACACAAAUGAAACCUCCAUCUGAAUCUAGUAAAUCGGCAUUUUUACCAGUUUUUUUAACAAAAAAAGAAAGGAAAAAAUUAAGGAGACAAAAUAGGAGAGAAGCGUGGAAAGAAGAACAGGAAAAAAUUCGUUUAGGUUUAGAACCUCCACCUGAGCCAAAGUUAAGGAUAUCAAAUUUAAUGAGAGUUUUGGGAAAUGAAGCCGUUCAAGAUCCUACGAAAAUAGAAGCUCAAGUUCGAGCUCAAAUGGCUAAAAGGCAGAAAGCACACGAAGAAGCGAACGCGUUAAGAAAAUUAACGUCGAAGCAAAGGAAAGAGAAAAAAAUGAGAAAAUUAAAAGAGGAUACGUCGUCGGGAGUUCACGUCGUCGUGUACAGAAUAUCCGAACUCACGAAUCCAUCGAAGAAAUUCAAAGUGGAAACAAAUGCAAAACAAUUAUUUUUAACCGGUUGCAUACUUUUAUUCAAAGAUUGUAACAUAAUAAUAGUCGAGGGGGGCCCGAAACAAAUAAACAAAUACAACAGGUUGAUGAUGCAGAGAAUCAAAUGGGACGAAGAUUUGAUAAAAAGUAACGAGGAUAACGAAAUUCCAAAUAAAUGCGUUUUAGUCUGGAAGGGUACCGUUAAACAAAGAAAUUUUCACGACGUCAAAUUUAAAGUUUGUCCAACGGAAAAAUUAGCAAGAGAACAUUUGAAAAAACACGGAGUAGAACAUUAUUGGGAUUUGGCAUACAGCGGUUGCGUAUUAGAAAAUGCAGAAGACAUAUUUUAA